This is a messenger RNA of Cebus imitator (Panamanian white-faced capuchin), 5192 nucleotides long. It is a transcript of the gene SEC14L5, whose product is annotated as SEC14 like lipid binding 5. Gene Ontology annotation, cellular component: cytoplasm. The transcript is spliced from 16 exons. Bases 365 to 2455 code for a protein of 696 amino acids. NCBI's taxonomy places the organism in Eukaryota, Metazoa, Chordata, Mammalia, Primates, Cebidae. The record is from RefSeq and is a predicted model, not a curated record.
GGGCGGGGCCACGACAGGAUCUCCGCUGUCCCGGGUGCUGGAACGCUCUCCGCCAGGAAGGUCUCGCUCCCUCCCCUCCUGCCCUCCCUGGCUGUCCAAGUCGCAGGGUACUCAAGGCGGGACUCCCCAGGCUAGGGAGCCGCGAUCGGGCCCCGCCCCAGGCGCUUCGCUCCGGGCCAGGCGGCCGCGAGAGCCCGGGAGCGCUCCGCUCCCCAGCCCGGCGGGCUUCCAGGGCACUUCCCCUAGGCUGCGUUCCCGAAAGCUCCCGAGAGCGAGGGGGAGCUGUGACCUCAUCAGUCACCCCUCACCCCAGGCUCUGUGCUCACCCCUGCCUGGUGGCUUCCGUUGGUGCUCCGGCGUGAACAUGGUGCAGAGAUACCAGUCUCCUGUCCGAGUCUACAAGUACCCAUUUGAGCUGGUCAUGGCGGCCUACGAGAAGCGCUUCCCCACCUGCCCCCAGAUCCCUGUCUUCCUGGGCAGCGAGGUCCUGCGCGAGUCCCGCAGCCCCGACGGGGCAGUGCAUGUGGUGGAGCGGAGCUGCAGGCUGCGCGUGGACGCCCCGCGGCUGCUGCGGAAGAUCGCAGGUGUCGAGCACGUGGUCUUCGUGCAGACAAACAUCUUGAACUGGAAGGAGAGGACACUUCUCAUCGAAGCGCACAACGAGACCUUCGCCAACCGAGUGCUGGUGAACGAGCACUGCAGCUACACGGUUCACCCUGAGAAUGAAGAUUGGACUUGCUUCGAGCAGUCUGCUUCGCUGGACAUCCGGUCCUUCUUUGGCUUUGAAAAUGCCUUGGAGAAGAUUGCCAUGAAGCAGUACACUGCCAACGUCAAGAGGGGGAAGGAGGUGAUUGAGCAUUACCUGAAUGAGCUCAUCUCCCAGGGCACCUCGCACAUUCCCCGCUGGACGCCUGCACCAGUCCGUGAGGAGGAUGCCCGCAACCAGGCUGGACCAAGGGACCCUGGCUCCUCGGAGGCCCAGGGGCCCAGUAGUGCUCUGGGCCCUGCUCUGGAGGCGGUCGGUAUGGAUGGGGACAAGCUGGACGCGGACUACAUUGAGAGGUGCCUGGGCCAUCUCACGCCCAUGCAGGCGAGCUGCCUGAUCCAGCUUCGGCUCUGGUUACAGGAGACCCACAAAGGCAAGAUUCCCAAAGACGAGCACAUCCUUCGCUUCCUGCGGGCUCGUGACUUCCACCUGGACAAGGCCCGGGAAAUGCUGUGCCAGUCCCUGAGCUGGCGGAAGCAGCACCAGGUGGAUCUCCUCCUUCAGACCUGGCAACCCCCCGCCCUGCUGGAGGAGUUCUAUGCUGGGGGCUGGCAUUACCAGGACAUCGACGGCCGCCCCCUCUACAUCCUCCGCCUGGGCCAGAUGGACACCAAGGGCUUGAUGAAGGCCGUGGGGGAGGAGGCACUGCUGCGGCACGUUCUCUCUGUCAACGAGGAAGGACAGAAGCGGUGUGAGGGGAGCACAAGGCAGCUGGGCCGUCCCAUCAGCUCCUGGACCUGCCUGCUGGACUUGGAGGGACUCAACAUGCGGCACCUGUGGCGGCCAGGGGUGAAGGCCCUGCUGCGGAUGAUCGAGGUGGUCGAAGACAAUUACCCAGAGACCCUGGGCCGGCUGCUUAUCGUGCGAGCCCCCCGAGUCUUCCCCGUGCUCUGGACGCUGAUCAGCCCCUUCAUCAACGAGAACACCAGGCACAAGUUUCUCAUCUACAGUGGCAGCAACUACCAGGGACCCGGGGGCCUUGUGGACUAUCUGGAUAGAGAAGUGAUCCCUGACUUCCUUGGGGGAGAGAGUGUGUGUAACGUCCCCGAAGGAGGGCUGGUCCCCAAGUCUCUCUACAUGACGGAAGAGGAGCAGGAGCAUGCAGACCAGCUGCGGCAGUGGAGUGAGACCUACCAUUCAGCCAGUGUGCUCCGAGGUGCCCCUCACGAGGUGGCCGUGGAGAUUCUGGAAGGGGAGUCGGUCAUCACCUGGGACUUUGACAUCCUGCGAGGGGACGUGGUGUUCAGCCUGUAUCACACCAAGCAGGUGCCCAGGCUGGGUGCCCGGGACCCGGGGACCAGGGCCAGCGGGCAGCUGAUUGACAAAGGCUGGGUCCUGGGCAGGGAUUACAGCCGCGUGGAGGCUCCCCUCGUCUGCCGGGAAGGGGAGAGCAUCCAGGGCUCCCAUGUGACCCGGUGGCCCGGAGUCUACCUGCUGCAGUGGCAAAUGCACAGCCCCCCUGGCAGCGUGGCCUGCAGCCUCCCAGGAAUGGAUGACGUCCUGACUGCUCUGCACAGCCCAGGCCCCAAGUGCAAACUUCUCUACUACUGUGAGGUGCUCGCCUCUGAAGACUUCAGGGGCUCCAUGUCCAGCCUGGAAUCCUGCACCAGUGGCUUCUCCCAGCUCAGCACCACCACUUCGUCGUCCUCCUCCGGCCAGUCUCAUAGCAGCUCCCUGGUCUCCAGAUAGCCGGGCUGAGUGUUUCAGGGCCGCCUGCUGGCCUCCAGUGUCCAGAAAUGUCCAGAAUGAGAAGCCAGCUCACCACAGGGCCUGGGACCAUGUGGGCUGAAGCCCCAGGCCUAGAUGCUACCCAAGCUGGGGUGUGUGGAGUGGAUGGCAAGGAUCCAGCCCAGGCCUGUGUGUGGUGUCAGGGCUCUUGAGGUUGCAAGGACAGAAUCAUCUCCUUCCGGCUUUGUGGAAGGAAGACCAAGGCCAAGACCAAGGCAUCUUCCAUGCCACAACUUCGUGUCUCCCUGGAUCCAGGCUUAGCGAUGUCAGCCAGGUCCAGCUCCCCGCUCUCCACGUCUUGCUCUGCUUUCACUAUGCAGAGGACCAUCACUGUUAGGUGCCCUUCCCCCACCAGCAGCUCGCCUGCAUAAGGGAGCCUCUUCUUCCCAAAGGCUCCUACCCACAUCCCAGAGUUGAGUCUUAGCCUGGAAGGGGGGUGGUUCCCAGGUCAAAUCCUGAACCUAUCACAGUUGCCAGGGACAUUGGAGAAUGCUGAUUGGCCAGCAGGGUCAUGUACCCCAUCUGGACCAAUCACUGUGACCCAGGGGUUGCAGUGAGGUGCAGGGAUUGACUAGUCUGGAUCACAUGCACAUCUCUGGAACCAACCACCUGCUUUGAAAAGGGCUAAUGGGUGCCUCAAGGAAGAUUGGGAUCCCUCCUAGGAAGAAGUAGGAAAGGAUGCUGGGGAGGCAGAAAUGCAGGGUGUUCACCUUGGCAUUUGAUUGCAUAACAACGUUCUGUUAUGCAGUAUCAAGAUGCGCUUGGUGAGCAGUUAAGUGAGUUACAGGCACUGUUCUUUGGGGGAACAGCACACCCUGCACUGAAAAUCCAUGUCCCCUGCACUUGGCCAGUGUGGCCUAACCCUGACGAUCCCUGAUUGGAGAGGGUGGGAGAGCCCUGGGUUUCUGCUGAUUUCAGGCAGCGAUGCGCAGACUGAGGCUGCUUCAGGUAUGGCUGAAUCUGGAAGCUUAACGUCCUCAGGCCUUUCACCUGCACCCAGGCCUCUCAACUCUGCAUCUCUUUGCAUGCUCACCUCAUUAUUUCUUCCAUCUGGUGGCAAAGGUGGCUGCCAGCAGCCCAGGGCCUGUAACUUCGGGGUUCACAAUCUCUAAGAGAUGCUUUUCCAUCUCCAAUCUCAUGGAAGGCUCUGAUUGGCCCAGCUUGAGUCACAUGUUCAUUCCUGUGGCCCACACUGGCAAGGAGCUAGGGUCCUGUGAUUGGCAUUCCCUCCAGAAGCAGCAGCAGGAUUGGGAGGGUCAGUCCCCUAGUGGACAAGAGAAGCUGGACCACAGAACCAGCAGGUUCCAUGGUGGCGUCGCUACGGCCGGCACUCCUUCCAUGUGGAGGUCUCUGGGACCCACGCUGAAGCAUUAUCAAGGUCAUUCUUCUUGCCUUCGGGAGGCCUGGAAUUAAACAUAAUCCAAGGAAGGGAUUGCCAAGCUUUUGCAUUUCCCCUGAGCCAAAGGCUGAAGAUGCCUUGGCUUGGGCUGCUUACAUCAUUAAUUCAUUAAUGCAUUGCGACCAGGACAGAAGCAACCCACAAGUAUCGUGACCAUUGGUGUCUGGGUGCCUGGGUCUUGAAUGUAGACCAGGACUCAAACCCCAGCCUUCCUUUCACUAGCUGUGUAACCUUGAGCAGGUGACUUAACCUCUCUGUGCCUCAGUUUCCUCAUCUGUAAAGUGAGGAGAGCAGUGCCUACCUCAAUAGGUUGUAGUGAGAUGAAAUGAGAGUGGCUGUUGAGCCUUCAGCACAGCUCCCAGAAUGCAGAAAGCGCUUAAUUAAUGUCAGUGGUCAUUCUGAUUACUUAAUGCUUCUCAUCCAAAGACUCCAGUUUUUUUCCUGAGGUCGCCUAUCACUGUUUUUCAUGAUUGCACCCAGAAUACUCAAGAACUCUUUCUCUCUGAGUUGGGUGUGCAGUCUUUUUUAGAAACUGCUUGUAUGGGCCGGGUGUGGUGGCUCACACCUAUAAUCCCAGCACUUUGGGAGGCUUAGGCCGGCAGACUGCUUCAGUGCAGGAGUUCAAGACCAGCCUGGGCCACAUAGUGAGACCCUGUCUCUACAAAAAAAUUUAAAAAUGAGCCAGGCAUGGUGGUGCACACCUAUAGUCUCAGUAGCUCAGGAGGCUGAAGCAGGAAGAUUGCUUGGAGGUCGAGGCUGGAGUGACCCAUGAUCGCACCACUGCACUUCCUCCUGGGUGACAAAGCAAGACCCUGUCUCAAGAAAAGACGAAACUGCUUGUGUUUUCUGGGCAAAUUCUCCAGUCUGAAGGAGUGUAUUCUGAGCGGUAUUUCCCUUGGCAGUUAGAGAAGGUUUUUUCCCAGAGGUUGAAAUAUGGAGAGCUUGAGAUUCUUUUCUUUCUACCCUGCAUUCUCUGGAAUUCCCCUCCCCCGUAAAACUAAUUGUUCAAUGAGAAUAGUAUAAUUCUUUUCAACAAAGUCUGUUUGAGCCGGUGAAACAUGAUGGGUUUUUUGCCUGAUCAUUUGCUCCAACCAGCAGCAUUAAAUGUUUUCUAUUUGGAUAAACUCACAUCUCCAUCUUCCUAAAACCCUGGAGGUUUUCUGUGGGCUCAAACAGGAAUUUUCCGGCUGUUGUUUAAAAGACUUUAGAGCAAGCUUGUUCAGCCUGGGGCCCAUGGGCUGCAUGCAUCCUAGGACUGCUUUAAAUGCAACCCAACACAAAUUUGUAAACUUUCUUAAA